AUGGAGGCCUAUGAAUUGAAGAGCCACGUGUCCGUCGCCAGUAGGUCCAAGGCACAAGUCGGCUCGUCCGUACGGGAGCGUGAUAAUGCGCAUCUUCAGCGGAUGGGAAAGAAGCCAGUUCUCAAGCGAAAUUUUGGUAUUCUCUCCAUCCUCGGGUUUAGCUGUACCAUUUUGGGUACUUGGGAAGGCUUGCUUGGAACCUUCACUGGGCCGCUCGCAAAUGGUGGCUCCGGCGGAGCGAUCUAUGCCUACAUCUUCGGAUGGGUAGGUACAUUUGCAAACUUCAUGGUCUUGGCGGAGUUGGCCUCUAUGGCCCCUACCGCAGGAGGCCAAUAUCACUGGGCUGCCAUGCUUGCCCCAGCCAGGCUCCAGAAGUUUCUUAGUUUUGUUACUGGUAAAUUCUUGAUCCACAUUGAAAUUUUGGGUGAUCUAUCUUUGCUGACUUGGAGCAAAAUAGGUUGGUUUGCUGUUCUCGGGUGGCAAAGUGCUUUCGCCGCAUGUGCCUUCCUGACAGGAAAGAUGAUCCAGGGUGCUGCGAUCGUAGGAAACAAUCUCUACAAUGCUCUGCCUUGGGAAGGCACGCUGAUUAUCUGGGCCUCAUUGAGUCUCGCAUUGCUCGUGAAUUUGGUAGGAGGGAAGCUACUACCUCGUAUUGAAGUAAUUAUUUUGGUCGUGCAUAUUCUUGGCUUCUUCGGUAUCCUGAUCCCCCUUGUUUACAUGGCGGAUCAUAAUACAAAAGAGCAAGUUUUCCUGUCUUUCGAGAAUGAUGGAGGCUUUGCCACGCAGGGGCUAUCCUGGUUUGUUGGCAUGACCAGCUGUGCCUUUGCCUUUGCUGGUGGCGAUGCUGCAGUGCAUAUGUCUGAAGAGGUUGCAAACGCAUCGCGCGUUAUUCCUAACGCACUUAUGCUCAGCGUUGGAAUCAACGGCUGCCUCGGCUUCGGAAUGAUUAUUGCUAUGAUGUUCUGCGCUGGCGCCGACCUUGGUGGUACGCUUGGGAAGAUCACUGGUUAUAACUUUAUGGGGAUCUUCGUAGAAGCAACCAACUCAGUGUCUGGCUCCUUGGCUAUGAUUGCCAUCGUGAUUAUUAUCUAUGCUUGUUCGCUCAUGGGUCUACUGGCCGCGGCAUCUCGCCAGCUCUGGUCUUUCUCCCGAGACAGGGGAGUUCCUGGGUGGCAAUUGUGGAGUCAGGUUUCGACCGGCAAGCAGUUACCUAUCUAUUCCAUCAUUAUCACAGUGACCGUCGCUACACUGCUGGCCCUGAUUAACAUUGGCUCCGAUGCAGCUAUGGAGGAUGUUGUAUCCAUGGCAGUGUCAGGCAUCUACUUUUCUUAUCUGAUGGUUGCAUCCUUGCUCUUUAACCGCCGAGUCCGCGGUGAUAUCUCCCGCUUUAAUGACAACGAGGACGAUAUUGUCAAUGUGCCCGGUGCCAAACUUGUCUGGGGACCCUUCCAUUGUCCCGGCAUAGUGGGUACCGUGAUCAACGGUUAUGCUAUCAUCUACAUCACCAUCGUCAUCUUUUUCAGCUUCUGGCCAUCUGAGAUGAACCCUGGCAUUGAAGGGAUGAAUUGGAGCAUUCUGGCAAUUGGAGGUAGCAUGUUCCUGGCCAUUGUAUAUUACAUUCUGCGUGCCCGUCACAUCUACUCGGGCCCUAUUGUGGAGGUUUCUAGGUAA
Penicillium lagena is the source of this 1671-nucleotide messenger RNA. RefSeq lists its product as uncharacterized. The record is from RefSeq and is a predicted model, not a curated record. Gene Ontology annotation, cellular component: membrane. The transcript has 7 exons. NCBI's taxonomy places the organism in Eukaryota, Fungi, Ascomycota, Eurotiomycetes, Eurotiales, Aspergillaceae. Gene Ontology annotation, biological process: transmembrane transport. Gene Ontology annotation, molecular function: transmembrane transporter activity. Bases 1 to 1671 code for a protein of 556 amino acids.